Molecule: messenger RNA, 1221 nt
Organism: Phytophthora sojae
Lineage: Eukaryota; Oomycota; Peronosporomycetes; Peronosporales; Peronosporaceae
Exons: 3
Source: RefSeq, a predicted model, not a curated record
AUGUCGCGGCGUGGCACUAACCGGGACGAAACUCGGACGGUGGACGAGAUCGUGCGUGCGUUGCUUACCCAGAAGCUGUCAACUCCACUCGAUACCGACAGUAAGUCGCUGGAUGUGAGCAACUUCCUAGCGAUACGGAUCUUGAGCUCGUAUGGACUCGCGGGGCUGCGCGUCUUGCUCCAGACCCGCAUCGAAGCCGUUUACGCCCCCAAUCAACUUGUCGCCAGCGAGGUGGCCCAACACUCCGCAGCUCAAGUGCACAGCGCGCUUAAGAGCUCUCUGUGGCACAAUGAAAAGGUACAUCUACGCCAGAGUUUGCUCAUUUCGUUCGCCGAGAUGGACUAUCUGGGCGACGCAGACGAAAGGUUCAUCCGCUACUUGCAGCGGUGCUGGGCGGUGUACCAGCAAGGCAAUGAAGUGCAGUUGGCGCCGUGCACUACCGUCGUGCAGAGCUCGGGCUUCGGCAAGAGUCGGCUGUUGUACCAGCUAGCUCGACAGACCAUCGACCGGGAGGAGUUGGGCAUGCGAGUGCUCUACAUUUGCACUCGCUUGCACAAGUCGUCGGGGUUCCCCGAGGCGACUGUGAAUCUCCGUUCGAUGCUGUUUGAGAGCGGUCAGACGCAGCAGAAGCUCAGUCGCCAGCUCGAAGCUAUCUACCACUACGCGCAGCAGAACUGGUCGACGGUUGGGUACGAGUGGAUCGAGCUCUUUACGAACCCCUUCGCGGACCGACCCACAGAGCAAAAGCUCACAGGAGUGAAGGCGGACACCAUGUUCGGCAUCGCGUCAUUGCUGUGUCGACUGGGACUGCGUCCGCGCUUCACACCAUCUCUCGCAUCCCGCGCUGUCGAAAGGUUCAUGGCGGUUCUAGCGUACGUGAGUCGCGAUUAUGAUGGGCUGGUGAGUGCGUACACGUCCGACCCGGUGCUGGCGCUGGGAGCAGCCGACUUGUGGCAUGUAUGGGGGCCUUUCGAUGGGAAGUCAUCGUUAUCGGAGUGUGUCCUACCGCAGCUGAAGAAUCUGUUGGUGCAAGAAGUGUUGGAUGUGGAUAAAACUGAUGAGCUGGUGGCCCGCGUCGUGCUGCUUCUGGCGGUAGAUUUGUGUGUGGUGACGUGGAAGUCGAGGUGGGCUGGCUGGAAAAUGGGGUUCAGCCACUUUAUUCAGUUGACGCUCGAGCCGACGGAGCAGACACUGUGGUUUUUGCUGGGCCGCCACGCGGCU